AUGUCCACAACGGCCCCCGAAGACGCCCCCCCUCCAGCGUAUGCUGAAAAGCCGGGGGACGUGAGACCCGUCGACGAAAAGGCCGAGCAGCACGUCGAGCCUCUUGUCGCACAACCCGCGCAAGGAAACGUCCCCGGCAUAGCGGCCCGGCUCGAGGUCGACUUUACGCUGCACAAGAUGAUGGCCCAGAUCAAGAAGGCCGGGGAGUCGGCGGGUUCCGUCUACACCGUCGACUACAAGACGUUAACCUCGCCCCAUCUCAUCUUUACGGAGACGGCCACCGGCACGCGCAUCGGUAGUGGCACGUUGCACCCCAUCUCGAUUAAUGCCGGUUACGAGGUGCGCGGAGAAAAGGGCAAGCUCAAGGCCCUGCGGCGCAUGCACACGGAGUACACGCACCUCUCGCGCGCGUAUUCACAGACGGGCGAUCUGGUGGCAAUGACUUGGGGCAGCGAGGCCGACUUCACGACUUGGGACUUUAUCUGCAAGGGGCCGGACGGCGUGCCGGUGGCGCGCUUCGCGUCUAAUUGCUGGGCGCGGAAGAAGGUCGGGGCCAUUGAGUUUUACGGUGCUCGUGGGCUGUCCAAGGAGGCCCAAGAGGAGAUUCUCGUCACGGGCCUAACGCUGUAUUCGUGCAUGAUUCUGCGCACGUCGAGUAUCUUGUCGUUCUUUGGGGGCAUCUUCUCGAAGCCAGGUCCGUUGCCCAAUCCGGAGUCGGGCUCGGGCAAGACGUAG
Purpureocillium lilacinum is the source of this 735-nucleotide messenger RNA. RefSeq lists its product as uncharacterized. NCBI's taxonomy places the organism in Eukaryota, Fungi, Ascomycota, Sordariomycetes, Hypocreales, Ophiocordycipitaceae. The record is from RefSeq and is a predicted model, not a curated record.